CCAGCCACCGCAGAAAUUCAUUGACGCUCUAUCCGCGAACACGACGCUCAGGUCUCUUGAACUUUGGGCAGAGUGGAAUAUAGACGAGCCACCCGGUACUCUCGGAGAAUACGUGAGGAGCAAUCGAUUGCUUACGAAUCUCAUGCUUUUUGGCGAAGACAUGGAUCGCGAAGAGCUGCUGCUCGAGGAGGCCCUUGUUCGUAACUCCACGCUCACCACGCUUAGAAUUGGUAGGCUUUGCGGUGGCGAAAGAACCGUGCGUUUCCUGACCAGGAUACUCGCAGAAUGUACCGGCCUAAAGAAACUCACUCUCGGUGGCUUGCGGGACGAGUUUGUCAAUAUAUCAGAGGCAACAUUGACUCGCUGCACGGAAGCACUGGCGGUGAACGAAAUGUUGCAAGAACUCACGCUUCCGUAUUCCUUGUGGCAUUCGAACAACUGGAUCGCUUACUUCGCGUUCCUACCAAGGAACAAACAUUUAAAGAAGCUAGAAGUUUCCGAAAUGUUGAGUAGGCAUUAUGAAACGCUUCCGCCUGUCCUCGAAGUAUUGGCACAGACGGACUCAUCGGGACGUGUUUCCUUCGGGUGUUACAUGCACAGGACGGUAGACGAAGGCCUCAUGCGUUGCCGAGCGUUUUCAGAGAUCAAUAUACACGGAGACACGAGCUGGAAAGUUAGCGCUUUACAACGACUGCCUUGGAUGGAUCACUACACCUCCGUCACAAUAAGUUUAUUCGAGCGCGAUGAACGUUUGUUCUCCUAUGCCGCCAAUUACAUCCGGGCAACAAACGUGCUGCGCAAACUUUGCCUGAUGGUGACACUUGCAGCGAAAAAUGCGCCCUCAUCGUGCUGGACACUUCUCUUCGAAGCCAUUUCGGGCAACACCAGCAUCGCAGAUCUCUGCAUUUACAGCGGCGACAAUUUCGCAUAUACUGACCGCCUCGCUCGCAUUGUCGGGCUCAGCAGGUGGAUCACGCGAGCGUCCUAUUCAGAGAGUAGCAAAGAAUCGAACCCCAAUGGCUUCAUUUUGCCAUUGUCGAAGGCAAUGGGCGAGAACUAUAAUCUCCUGAAAGUCGACCUGUGCCCCUUUGCUAAAAUGGACGCCGAAGCGAGGCACUGCUGGUCCAUAAUCAGGAAAACGACCCGAAGGAACUAUGACUUGGUGGAACUUGCUGGUGCCUUCAACCAGACCUCUGAACUAGACUGGUACACUGCCAACGCAUUGGAAAAAGUCUCACGACGUCCAGCGCUUCUGAGAGAGCUCGCGGAAAAGGAGGGCAUUGCCGCAGACGAAGUGGCCAGUAUGGUUCGAAGUCGUCUCCAGACCGUCGAUGGACUAAACGACUUCAUGCGACUGACUAGCGUCGUCAAGGAACGCGUGACGUGCGCUCCACCUGUCGACGGCUGUAGCAAGCAACUGCACGACCUGAACAUUUACUGCUGGCGCCGGGUUAGGCAAUACUUGAGUUUCGAUGACGUGAAACGCGUUAUUGUCACCGUACGAGACCACGCCAGGCCUAGCUGGACCACAAGAUGUAAGGAGUGACCGAAAGGCAAUAAAUACAGUA
This is a messenger RNA of Rhipicephalus sanguineus (brown dog tick), 1568 nucleotides long. RefSeq lists its product as uncharacterized. The record is from RefSeq and is a predicted model, not a curated record. The transcript has 2 exons. NCBI's taxonomy places the organism in Eukaryota, Metazoa, Arthropoda, Arachnida, Ixodida, Ixodidae. Bases 143 to 1546 code for a protein of 467 amino acids.